This is a messenger RNA of Parnassius mnemosyne (clouded apollo), 825 nucleotides long. NCBI's taxonomy places the organism in Eukaryota, Metazoa, Arthropoda, Insecta, Lepidoptera, Papilionidae. The record is from the annotation of a GenBank genome assembly.
AUGUUCCCUGAGGAAUAUAAUACUCUCAAAUGUAAUAAAAUAUUACACAGUAAAAAUAGAUUGAUCAGUAUCUCUCCUUUCAUUGAUUCUUGUAACAUAUUACGUGUAGGCGGACGCCUUCAGAACUCUAACUACACUUACGAUAUAAAGCAUCCUAUAUUACUCUGUAGUAAACAUCACCUCACUAAAAUAAUGUUUAAAUCGUACCACCUCUCUCUCUUUCAUGCAGGACCUCAACUGCUUUUAGCAAAUAUAAGAGUAACAUAUUGGCCGCUCGGUGGUAGAAACUUAGCUAAGCAAAUUGUACGAACAUGUAUUCGAUGUACUCGCGUAAAGGGCAAGCCCAUUCAGGUCAUCAUGGGUAACCUACCUAGUGAGAGGACGCAGCUUGAUUUCCCAUUUUUAACCACAGGCUUAGAUUUUUCCGCCCCAGUGCUAAUAGCGGAUCGUAAAGGCAGAGGUUGUAAGCUAUUGAAGUCAUACAUUUGUGUUUUUGUGUGCUUUGCAGUUAGAGCCGUCCACUUGGAGUUGGUCUCCGAUCUUACAAAGGAGUCUUUUCUUGCCGUCUUUAGUCGGUUUGUCGCACGUCGUGGCAAGCCUCAGCGCGUGUAUUCCGACAACAGUACUACCUUUGUAGGCGCCUUGAAUCAGCUUAAACGAUUGUUACAAUUAUCUUACAACGAUUUAGAGUCAGACAUUGCAAACCAAGGCAUAGAAAUUUAUACCACCUUGUUCACCUCAUUUUGGGGGCAUUUGGGAGGCAGCAGUAAAAUCAACCAAACAUCUUUUACGUCGUACUCUUCGUCUUACUCAUCUAAUUUAUGA